AUGUCUGGUCAACAUCCGAUGUCGUCAGUGAUAUUGCCGUCGCUGGGGUUAGCGAAAACUCCGGUUUGGGGGUUCGGCGACAAUAUAAACCCGACUCAAGACCCGACUCAAGACCCGACUCAAGACCCGACUCAAGACCCAAGACCCAAGACCCAAGACCCUAGAACCAAGACCCAAGACCCAAGAACCAAGACCCACGACCCAAGACCAAAAACCCAAGACCCAAGACCCAAGACCCUAGACCUGAGGCCCAAAUCCAAGACCCAAGACCCGAGACCCAAGAACAAAGACCCAACUCAAGACCCAAGACCCAAGACUCAAGACCCAAAACCCAAGACCCAGGACCCAAAACCCAAGACCCAAGACCCAAGACUCAAGACCCAAGACCAAAGACCGAAGACCCAAGACCCAAGACUUAAGAUCCAAGACCUAAGAUCCAAGAUCCAAGACUCACGACCCAACACCCAAGACUCAAGAUUCAAGACCCAAUACCCAAGACCCUAG
This is a messenger RNA of Uranotaenia lowii, 504 nucleotides long. Its product is annotated as polysialic acid O-acetyltransferase-like. The coding region runs from base 1 to 504 and encodes 167 amino acids. The transcript is spliced from 2 exons. The record is from RefSeq and is a predicted model, not a curated record. Lineage: Eukaryota; Metazoa; Arthropoda; Insecta; Diptera; Culicidae.